Messenger RNA from Arabidopsis arenosa, 1780 nucleotides. The record is from the annotation of a GenBank genome assembly. Lineage: Eukaryota; Viridiplantae; Streptophyta; Magnoliopsida; Brassicales; Brassicaceae.
GUUGCAACUGCCAAGAUACCUCCCUUCCGCCAAUGUUCUCUUAUGUGGAAGUUAAAAUUGAAGAGGCUGUUAGAGACUUACCAAGAAAGGGAGAGGACUUACGAAUUGUAAUCCAAGACAAUGGUGGAUUGUCUUCGAUGAUUGGUUCUAAACUAGCAAAUUUUAUUAUGCUUACUAACUAUUUGCAGUUGAGCUAUGAGACUCGCAAAUUACCUCUUUAUGAAGCCAAUUAUGGAUGGGGACCUCCGGUUUGGGUUGUCAGCAGUGUGGCUCCCACGUUAGACAAGGACAGCCAAGGAGUUGAACCGUUGGUCACAUUGCAUAAAGAGAACAUGUUGUCUUUCGAGCAGAACCAGAACUCCUUGCAUUUGCUUCCUAUAUCAGCACACCUGAAAUAUAAGCCAUCUUUGCCUCAAAUCGAAGAUCCAAAGACGGUGAAGGAUGUAGAGCCUUACACCGUUAAAGUAGUAAUGGUCUUUGUGGCGGACCUCGAGAAGGAAUGUCCGAAGACAAGUAAAUUCAAGGCCUUCUUUGAGAAACUUAGGGGAUUCGCCAAGUAUGUUUGCCCAAUAAGAAGAAGAGACCAAGUAGAUUACGACCGAGACCUGAAGGCCAAAGCCGGGGGUGUCUUCAAGGCCAUAUCUUCUUUUGCUAUUGGAAAGAUUAGGGAGGAAAUUCAAGAGGAGAAAAUGGAAGCCAUUAAUACCUUUAGGUUUAUGAAAUCUGUGGCGGCUAAAAUUAUGGGCGGUCGUAAGAAAGAGGAGAGUGAAGAAACCAUGAAACUAACAGCAGAACAACAAAAAGAAAUCAAAGAAGGAAUCUUGAAAUGGGAAACAAUUAUUACUCGGAUAACAAACACAAUGGUAAUGAGCACAACCAAUUCUGCUUCCGGUGAAGAAUCUAGUGUUGCAAAAGAAGGCUCAAGCAACAACAGCAAAAGCUCUGGUAGUGAAAGCAAAACAGACUCUUCUUCCGGUGAAGAAUCUAACGUUGGAAAAGAAGGUUCAAGUAACAACAACAAAAGCUCUGCUAAAGGUGAAAGUGAGAAUUCUUCUUCAAAAACUGCUGGUGGAAGUUCCAAUGUCGAAGCAAGUCAGAGCAGCAGUGUAACAGUGACACAAGUCGAGGAAGAGACGUCCAAAGAUGUCUCGACAUUCAUUAUGAACCUCGAAAAGAAGUGUCCACAAAAGGAGGAAUUCAAGGUCUUCUUCGAGCAACUUAAGGGUACAAUGAUUGCUCCCCGCAAAGAAAGAAAAGGUUUGUUUACUAGGAUUAAAUCUGCUGCUGGGAAACUAUCUGGUGCCAUGGCAGUUAUGCGGUCAAGAAUUGGAAGCAAAUCAGCCGAGGUAAAGAAGAAUAUGGAAGCUUACCAAGAACAAGUGAUGACGACUCUCCAAGAGUUAGAUACCAUUCAUAGUCAAAUUGUGAGUCAGAACAAAGGCAAGAGUUCUAUGACAUGCACACCCGCACAACAAAUGCAGAUUAAGCAGACAAUCACCAAAUGGGAAAAAGUCACGACCCAAUUCGUUGAGGUUGCAGUUCAGAGCGAGUCACAAUCUUCUGCAUCUUCUUCCUCUUCUUCUUCUUCCUCUUCUUCCGGCAAGAUGCAAGCGAAUUAAACUCGAAUGACUAUAACUCACAAAAUGCCAUAACAACUAGCUAAUAAUUAAAUUAUUUUUCUUGUAAAUAAAACCAAGAUAUGUAUAGGCUAGCCAUAGAUAUAUCGACCGGCCUAUACAAAGAAUAAUUUUGUAAAAUUAAAUAUAGAUUGAAAGUUCCU